Labeo rohita (rohu) is the source of this 1459-nucleotide messenger RNA. RefSeq names its product retinol dehydrogenase 8-like. Gene Ontology annotation, cellular component: cytoplasm. The transcript has 6 exons. The record is from RefSeq and is a predicted model, not a curated record. Gene Ontology annotation, molecular function: estradiol 17-beta-dehydrogenase [NAD(P)+] activity. Lineage: Eukaryota; Metazoa; Chordata; Actinopteri; Cypriniformes; Cyprinidae. The coding region runs from base 15 to 968 and encodes 317 amino acids. Gene Ontology annotation, biological process: estrogen biosynthetic process.
ACUCCGGUGAGAUCAUGGCAGCAGAGGGACAGAAAGUGGUGCUGAUCACCGGCUGCUCGUCCGGUAUCGGGCUCGCGAUCGCCGUGAUGCUCGCCAGGGACGAGAUGAAGCGCUACUACGUCAUAGGUACCAUGCGGGAUCUGAAGCGGAAGGAUAAGUUGGUUGAAGCAGCGGGAUACGCAUACGGUAAAACUCUGUCUCUGCUUGCACUGGACGUCUGCAGUGAUGAAUCUGUCAAACAGUGUGUGGACAGCAUCAAAGAUAGACAUAUAGACAUACUGAUUAAUAAUGCUGGUGUGGGUCUGGUGGGGCCGGUUGAGGCUCUCAGUCUGGACGACAUGAAGCAGGUGUUCGAGACCAAUUUCUUUGGCGUUGUUCGCAUGAUUAAAGAAGUGAUGCCCGACAUGAAGAAGAGACACUCUGGACACAUCAUUGUCAUCAGCAGCGUGCUGGGCCUGCAUGGUGUGGCGUUCAAUGACGUUUACUCCGCGUCAAAGUUUGCCACGGAGGGAUUGUGCGAGGGACUCGCCAUCCAGCUCAUGAAGUUUAACGUCAAUGUGUCGAUGAUCGAGCCUGGGCCUGUAAACACUGAGUUUGAGCUGAAGCUGAUGACAGAAGUUUCUAAGAAAGAGUACGUCGGUGCUGAUCCAGAGACACUCGAUCACUUCAGGACCUGCUACCUGCCCACACAAGUCAACCUCUUUCAAGGCCUGGGACAAACACCUGAAGACAUCGCCAAGGUCACUAAGAAGGUGAUUGAGUCAAAACGGCCUCCGUUCCGUAACCUGACGAAUCCUCUGUACACUCCAAUCGUGGCGCUGAAGUACGCGGACGACACGCGCAGCCUGUCUGUUCACACCUUCUAUCACAUGCUGUAUAACCUGGGAGGAGUCAUGCAUGUUAGCGUGAGAAUCAUGAAGUUCCUGAGCUUCGAAUGGUUACGGAGACGAGCCAUAUCACCAACCUAACACACACACACUGUCUCUCUUUCAUGCACACUACAAAAAAAAAAUCUGUCAGAAUAAAUUCUAGAUGCACAAAUAUUCUGUUACAGACAUAUUGAUUCUCUUUGGAACUCAAACCUUUUAGAGUAAAAGCCUUAUAUGUGAUGUCAAAACACUAGUUUCAGAUUGUAUAUAAUGCAUUGUAUGAAUGUAGAUUCAUGAAUGAAUCUAAUCAGUGAUGUGAAUGUUAUCUGAGUGAGAGUCUCAGAUGCUGCUGUGUCGCUCCUGUCAUAUAAAGCUGUUGUGCUGCUGGAGACAUAAUAAAGCAGAAAACACAACCAUUUCAGAAGAAGAUGCUGAUGAAGAUUUUCUAGUGAUCAAGCAGCAGAUUGAAGCUCUGAAGCUCCUGAAAGACUGGAAUUACAGUCAGAUCAACUGUGUUCAGCAGCGAUACUGUGAGUGUUUGUACACUAUUCAUUUAGUGAACUCAGUGUUAAAUCAGCGCAGACACAAAA